Messenger RNA from Rubroshorea leprosula, 1193 nucleotides. The record is from the annotation of a GenBank genome assembly. NCBI's taxonomy places the organism in Eukaryota, Viridiplantae, Streptophyta, Magnoliopsida, Malvales, Dipterocarpaceae.
GUGCUCAGCCAUUAGGUGAUCCCCCACCUUAUUAGAGUCCUAUCCUCUUUGAUACCCGUUUCCCUGUCCCUAAGUCCCCAAUUAGUCUUUCAACAUGCCUCAGGAUUUCAGAUGGAGCUUUAAAGUGAGUUGAAGAAGACUAAGCAGCAGUUGGAAGUCAGAUGGGACAGGAAUUUCCCCUAGUACCUCGUCUCACAAUUCUUUGCCCUGCCUGAGAAGAGCUGGCAUGACCAUGUCUGGUAUUGGAAAGACCUUCCAUUUGAUCACAGCAGCAUGAAAGCUGUGCAUUGGGUGGUAAUUACUCUGUGACUCCAAGCCAUUCACAAUCAGAUUUUCCGUUCUUUGCCCUGCCUGAGAAGGGCUGGCAUGACCACAUCCAACAUUGGAAACACCUUCCAUUUGAUUCGCAGCAGCAUGAAAACUAUGCAUUAGAUGACAAUGACUGGAAGAAGAAGGCGCAUGAAGAACCGCUGUAAAACUUUCCGUAACAUGUGCCAUGCUUCCAGGAAAGGCCAUGUGCAUGUUCCUUUGGUUGUUGUCCAAAUAUCCCAGUUCAAAUAUUGGUUGUUGUCUAGGUUAUGCUCCCGGUGAAAACCACCAAAUAUGGUUGCCCCAUUCAAUUGCAUUGGUUGUAAACCUUGUAAUGCAAGACUAUUGAUUCAUGAUCAAAGUGCUUGUGUAGCAUAUGCAAUUCUCCAUUCAUUUAGUUGAAAGUAUUAACAUUUAAUGAAACAUAUUGUAUAUAAAGAGAUUCAAAAAAUGGAAGAAGUAGAAUGGAGAUGGCAAUUUUCUCAUUGAUGUUAAAAAAUGUAGCUUUUCUAAUUUAUUUUUGCUGGCAUUAUCUGACCAGAGUAGCGUACUUUGGAGCUGGCGUCUUGUUACUGAAAGCGGGCUUCUUGUAAAUGCCACAAACUCGAGUAAAUCAACGUAUGGGGAACAAGAGUUCGUUUAAAAGACCUGCAGAUUCCUCUUAUCAAACUGCCAGAGCUCUGCGCCUGCUCAUGGGGCAUGAAUUCUUCCUCGAAAGCCAUUGUUUGAUGCACUCGAAAUGAUAGUCGUGCCCGCAAUCCAGCUUCCCAAGAAGAUCUCCUUCAGCAUACUCAUCCUGCAAAAACAGGAAAGAAAAAUGUAAAGAUGAGAAGAGAAGACAAUGGCAAAGCACGUAAAAGGAUCAAGAAAUUAAUGUCCACAAU